Messenger RNA from Wallemia ichthyophaga EXF-994, 867 nucleotides. RefSeq names its product Pre-mRNA-splicing factor cwf16. Gene Ontology annotation, biological process: mRNA splicing, via spliceosome. The transcript has a single exon. Bases 1 to 867 code for a protein of 288 amino acids. The record is from RefSeq and is a predicted model, not a curated record. NCBI's taxonomy places the organism in Eukaryota, Fungi, Basidiomycota, Wallemiomycetes, Wallemiales, Wallemiaceae. Gene Ontology annotation, cellular component: U2-type catalytic step 1 spliceosome.
AUGGCGGACAGAAAAGUACUUAACAAAUAUUACCCACCUGAUUAUGAUCCUUCUAUUAUUCCUCGUAUGAAGCGUGGUAAAGAGCGUCAGCAGCAAGUCAGGCUUAUGACUCCUUAUAGCAUGCGUUGCUUAAAGUGCGGUGAUUUCAUCUAUAGGGGUAAAAAAUUCAACGCGCGUAAAGAAGAAGCUGUCGGUGAGGAUUACUUUGGUGUAAAGGUGUUCAGAUUCUACAUCAAAUGUCCCCUUUGUUCCUCUGAAAUUACAUUCAAAACUGAUCCAAAGAACACGGAUUACGCUGCAGAGCAUGGUGCAACGCGUAACUACGAUAAUUCUAUUCAAAGGGAGCCAAAGAAAGAUCUAGAUGAAUUAGCUAAAGUUGAUGAUGAUCACCCAGAAGAAGUUGAGGAAGAUCCUAUGAAGCAAUUAGAACAGCGCACUCUCGAUUCUAAGCGUGAAAUGGAAAUAAUGGAUGCUUUAUCUGAUAUACGCACACGUAACGCUAAGAAUGAGAGACUUGACGCUCAAGAUAUUCUCGAUAAAGUUGGUAAACGUUCUACCCACGAGUUGAACGAGGAAGACGUACAAAAGAUUCAACUCGAGCAGCAGGAUGAGGAUGAAGUGGCAAAAGUCUUUGGUAAACUUAAACGUGGCAAUGAUGAUGAUGAUCACUCGGCGCAAGUAAACGUAAAACGCAAGCUCGAUGAACCUACGCUUGAAUCACUACUCUCUGAAAAGGCUAAAGCGAGUAUUGGAGUAUCAAAAUCAUCAUCGGGAGCGGUCCAACCAUCAAACACAGCACACUCAGCACUUCCCCGGAAAAAGGAGAGCAAGCUAGGUGUUAAGCUUGGUGUUAAAGUGAAAAAGUGA